Messenger RNA from Girardinichthys multiradiatus, 1517 nucleotides. It is a transcript of the gene faima, whose product is annotated as Fas apoptotic inhibitory molecule a. The transcript is spliced from 4 exons. Gene Ontology annotation, biological process: negative regulation of extrinsic apoptotic signaling pathway via death domain receptors; positive regulation of neurogenesis; canonical NF-kappaB signal transduction. The record is from RefSeq and is a predicted model, not a curated record. NCBI's taxonomy places the organism in Eukaryota, Metazoa, Chordata, Actinopteri, Cyprinodontiformes, Goodeidae. The coding region runs from base 188 to 730 and encodes 180 amino acids.
AGUAGCUUAGCAUGCUAUCUUUAGCAGCGUUUCUUCAGAGUUGGUCAUUGAGGUUCUGCUGUAAAUAUUUCUCUGUUCCAGCAAACAGAAACGUACCUUUAUGACGAUCUGCAGGUUAACACCGGGGCUAGCAGCUUAGAUUUAAACCUUUUUCUGUUGGACCUCAGCAGGUUCGGAACCAGUCAGGAUGUCCAGUGACCUCGCUGGCGUGUGGGAGGUAGCGCUGAGUGACGGAGUCCACAGGAUCGAGUUUGAACAUGGGACAACCACCGGGAAAAGAGUGAUCCUUGUGGACGGAAAGGAGGUUCUGAGGCGGGACUGGAUGUUUAAACUCGUCGGGAAGGAGACUUUCAACGUGGGCCAGUCAGACACCAAAGCCACCAUCAACAUUGAUGCGGUCAGCGGCUUCGCCUACGAGUACACGCUGGAGAUCAACGGGAAGAGCCUGAAGCAGUACAUGGAGAACAGAUCGAAGAUCACCAGCACCUGGCUGCUCAACCUGGACGGGAUUGACUGCAGAGUGGUUCUGGAGAAAGACACCAUGGAUGUGUGGUGUAAUGGAGAGAAGAUUGAGACUGCAGGGGAGUUUGUGGACGACGGCACGGAGACACAUUUCACGCUGGGAGACCACAACUGCUGCGUGAAAGCUGUGAGCAGCGGGAAGAGACGAGACGGCAUCAUUCACACUCUGCUUGUAGACGGCACAGAGAUCGCUGAAUGCACCGAGUGAAUUUUAUUCCUGACUUGGUUUUUGUCAGGAAGCAGACUGUAAAGAUUUCCUUAAAAAGGUUGGAAGGCAGCAGUUUGUGGACGUCCACACUGUGCAGAUAUAAUAGCCAUACUGUCUGUGUAGUGACAGGACAGGAGCUGCAGUCUGAGCAGAUAGAAAUGUCAAUCAUAAGAUUUACUGUCUCUAAAGGUUUACAUUAAUAUUAAGAGAUUUUUUAGGCCUAAAGAUGUAAUUUAUAAGUUAGAAAUACUGUCCAUUCUCUGUCGUUGAACACCUACUGUCUGGUGUCAUUCUGAUGGAAACAGAACCUUCUUCCGGACUUCCAUCCUCUGUGGUUUAAUGUUGUAUUGUGGGCUAUUGAUGUACCCGAAUGAAUAUUUCUCUGCCUGUUUUCUCUGCUUGGAAUCUUCUCCAUUUAUCGGGCCAAUCAGUUGCUUCAGGCAGAGGUAAAAAGCUGCUGUGGUGUCUGAAGAAAAUGAGGCUCCAUCUUGUCCUGCUGACCGCUCCAACCGUUUUACACAAUCAUUCGGAUUCAUUAGUCAAUGCUGACCAUAGAAAACUACAUACACCACACCUGUUAACUGGGUGGAGACUUCCUGUUUGUCCUUGAAGAACUGUGAACUGUAUGUGGGCUGUUAUGUUGUGGCUGUUUCAGUUAAACCUUUUCUGUAUAUUUAUAGAGAAACUGGGUGAAUACUCAAAGCUUUUGUGUUAGAACUGUCUGAAUGUUUAAGUUAAUGUCACUGGAGCAGAGGUCCAAUUAAAGGUCAAAUCCUGUUCUUUCUGA